AACGUUGAAGUUAAAAGCAUAAUUUUACGACCGAAGUGUGUUGCAGGAGAGAUUACAAUGAGCCAGGAACAGCCUCAGAGACCGCAGCAGCAGGAGGCCGACCAGGGCCAGCAGGAGCGGCUAUUGGAGCCCAUCAAAUACGGGGACGUGUUCAACGUGUCCGGGGACCUCGCGUCCAAGCCCAUAGCCCCGGAGGAUGCGGCCAUGAUGCAAACUGCGGAGGCAAUGGUGUUCGGGCAGACCCAGAAGGACGGCCCUGCUGCUGUGAUACAGUCAGCAGCCCCCUGCAAUGAGCGGGCAGGCCUAGUUGGCCAUAGAGACAUAACCGAUGUUACUGGGGACCAGGGCGUGACCAUUAUUGAAACUGAUGUCCCUGGCAGCCGCAUAAUUACUGAAUCCAUUGCUGGACAGGUUGUGGGGCAGUACGUGCAGUUUACCCCAGUGCAGCGACCAGGCCCUGCGGCUGCAGCUGACCAGAGCACAAUCACAAUAGGGGAAGCCCUUGAGGCGGCGGCACAGACUAUGGGCGGCAAGCCGGUGGACCAGAGCGACGCGGCUGCAAUUCAGGCAGCUGAGGUGAGAGCCACCGGCAGCAAUGUGAUAACCCCCGGGGGAUUGGCUGCCUUGGCCCAGUCGGCUGCUGCCCACAAUGAGCAAAUGCUUCGGGACGAAGAUAAAAUCAAACUGUCUGAUAUCCUCACGGAUGCUACUGUAAAGCUGGCAGCGGACAAGGUGGCAACAAGGCAAGACGCGGAAGAAGUGAUCAGCGUGGAGAUCGGGAACAACCCGAAUCUGGCCACUCAGCCUGGAGGGGUGGCUGCUUCGGUGGCAGCCGCCGCUCGACUCAAUGAGAACGUAACUCAAUAAACAAGGUGGUUAUGCAUACAAUGCAGUGAAGUACAAAACCAGAUCAGCAGUAAUUAAAUUAGUUUUCCUUUUUGUUUCUCCUUCUCUCUUGGGGGUAAGAGACAUGUUUUUGGUGAGACUUUUUUUUGGAAUGUCUCUGUCAGCCUCUACUACUGACCAUGUGUGUGUUCUAUGCUACAACUCUCUGCUGAUACUGUUGUGCUUGGCACUAUGUAAAAUGUUUGAUGUUUGAUCCUAAUGUGGUGUUUGCUACGUA
This is a messenger RNA of Punica granatum (pomegranate), 1123 nucleotides long. The record is from RefSeq and is a predicted model, not a curated record. NCBI's taxonomy places the organism in Eukaryota, Viridiplantae, Streptophyta, Magnoliopsida, Myrtales, Lythraceae.